Candidula unifasciata is the source of this 2352-nucleotide messenger RNA. NCBI's taxonomy places the organism in Eukaryota, Metazoa, Mollusca, Gastropoda, Stylommatophora, Geomitridae. The record is from the annotation of a GenBank genome assembly.
AUGUCUCGGCUAAUGUAUCUGUUCAUAUUCAUCUCUUUUCUACAUAAUAUUUCAGAAGGAAAUGUACGCUUUGUAUGUCCAGCCCCAACAAGCUCCAGAUCCGACUAUACAUCAGGAACUUGUGACCUCGAUGAUCAACUUUCUGGUUCAGAUAUUACACUUCUUCAUCCCGGAUUAUUCACCAUCAUCUUUGAAGAAACCAGCUUCCAGCCAAGCUCUCCAUUUCGUGUCAGUUUGCUGGAGAAGACCAGUGAAGUCAGCAACACUAGCAACCUGACCUUAACUUCAGUUUUUGUCAGUGAAAUAUGGAGAAGCUGUUUGCUUCUAGACCAUAUUCCCCACAAUAACCAUGCUGUGAUAACUCCAAAAUGCUACCAGAAGGGUAAUGAGUUUCCUCUUGGUGUUUGUAACGAAAGCACCUACCACAUAACAGUUAAAGUUCCUGACAUUGUUUGUGAGGACUGCGUUUUGAUGCUGCAGCAAGUUGUCACACCUCCAGACCUUCAAAUUUGUGACAUGACAAGUCAGAAUGGAACCAUCAAUGAUACCAGCUGCAUUACUUAUACAAGCUGUGCAAGAGUCAGACUCAGGCCAACAAUUCAGGGAUCCAGAAAAAACAUGAGUCAUUGUUCUCAUUACCUUGGAAACCUGCCAGGAGAUUGGCCAUACAGACCUGAAGACGUAUAUCAGACUGACCAUGAGGCCAUCUUAUCUUUUGAUCUACUUCAUAACGAUUUGAGUAUUGAAUUAUCCAGUGGCCUGAACUUAGGUCCAGUAGAGAGAGUAGAAAUUUAUCACAAUCUUACUCAGAUCUGGAAUGUGACAGUCACUACGAAGGAUAUUUUAAACAGUGCGGGUGCUGUAAAGGUCACGUGGAGAAACAUCUCAAAGAUAUACCAUAAUACUCUAAAGGAUGGAGAGCUCGUUUUGAAUAUUGUAGGAUCUGAAAAGUCUCAGGCAGCCAACAUAACAUACAGCACACAGCACUUCAGUGAAGGUAAGCUAGGUGCCUUCCACGAUCUGUAUUCUGAAACUGGUUGGUUGAUGUCUCACAAGUUUCUAAGUCCGCAUUCAGAGGAUCCGGCAGCUGUACAACCAUCGGGGCAGUGUGUGCCAGCAGCAAUUUACUAUAUGGCAUUACUGCAGUCAGUCCAUGUGACAUCUUAUGGUAUCCUGGGUAUGACAGUUCUAGAGAACAGAGCCUACAUUACUGCAGUUUUGCAUGUUGACCAGCAGAAUAUUCAGCUUAUACGGAUUAAAGGGCCAGAUUUAGUAGCUAUACCAAUGAUUGAGAUAAGAGUUCCUGAUUCUUUUGAUGGAGUUCUACAAGCUUCAUUUGACAUAACUGAGCAAAUUCCAUACAUAAACACAGUUCAGUUUCUCAAAGUUGUUGAAGUGGAAACUGAUAAAGAAGAUGCUGUUCUUGUUGGUGAUCUUGAAGAAGGAAUGUAUACAGUACUGAGAGAUGACACAGGAAAGAUUCAUGGCAUGGGAGCAUUUCAGUUUACCCGGGGGCAGUGGAUAAAGGUUCAGAUUGUGGUAAAUAAGCUGCUUCCUACAAUACAGUCUGCUUUUCUGCAUGGUCCAGAGAGAGAGCUUGCUGAUCUAAGUGAGGAAGCUGUUCGCUGCAGCAAAACCUUUUGUUGUCUGGAAGGCAUUGUCCAUGAAGUUAGCAGUGAACUUCUGUUACACCUGAUGAGAGGCCAUGUUAUUGCACAAGUGUCUGUGGCAGAAUCGACAGUGACCGGAGAGGUGCUUGUUUCUCCACUUCGUUACUGCCAUUUGAUGGAUGGAUCAUGUGGUGCCACAUUUCAUCAGUUUUCUUUGAAUGGCCUUGGGAUAGAAGAGCAUACAGGAAGUUACGAAGAAACAAACUCCAGUGUCUGGGCAUCCACAGAAGCUUAUGUGUUGGACAGAUCCAAUGUUUUGCAUUACUGUGUGCAGGUAGAUAAUCUGAACAUGAAUGGCAAGUUGUUUACUGCUGGCCUGGUGAAGGCAGGGAGGAAGAUUGACUCACUGCUGUUUCAGUCAUUGGAAGAAUUUAGUCCACAUUAUAUUGCCUGUAAUCACAUACCAUUAGCUGAUAACCAUCCAUUGGUGGACUCUCUGGCACACAAAUCUCCCAGCUGGUUACAUUUUGUGAUUAGUAAAGAUUCAGAGAAGUUCUCCUCUCAGGACCUGCCACUGAUUGUUAGAGGAGAGUGUAUCAUUAGUAAGAUUCAUGAAGUCGGCAAAAGCAAAGAUUACUGGUCUCAUAGCUCUGCACCUUUACCAGACAUAUAUGCAGUUGUCUCUGAUCAGCUGAGGUUCAGCUUUGGAACAAACACAUCUCUUUACCUGAUGGCCUCAAAG